Messenger RNA from Trichophyton rubrum CBS 118892, 1068 nucleotides. RefSeq names its product deoxyhypusine synthase. Bases 1 to 1068 code for a protein of 355 amino acids. Gene Ontology annotation, molecular function: deoxyhypusine synthase activity. Lineage: Eukaryota; Fungi; Ascomycota; Eurotiomycetes; Onygenales; Arthrodermataceae. Gene Ontology annotation, biological process: peptidyl-hypusine biosynthetic process. The transcript has 2 exons. Gene Ontology annotation, cellular component: cytoplasm. The record is from RefSeq and is a predicted model, not a curated record.
AUGACGUCCGAAAAUGUUGCGCCUGAGGGCGCCAAAGCAGCUGUUCUGGUACCGUCGGAGGCCAUUCCUGAAGAUGCAAAGCAGGUUAAGGGGCUCGAAUUUGAUCAAUAUGCCGACCGAGAUAUUACCGCCGCGGAAUUAGUCGAGAAUAUGGCCACAAUGGGCUUCCAGGCCAGUGCUGUUGCUGAGGCAGCUCGUGUCAUUAACGACAUGAGGGUUUGGCGCGACCUAGAAACUGGUGAUAAGACCACAAUCUUCCUCGGGUACACCUCCAAUCUGGUAUCCUCCGGUCUCCGGGAAACAAUCCGCUAUCUGGUUCAACAUAAGCAUGUCUCCGCAAUCGUUACAACUGCCGGUGGUGUAGAAGAGGACUUUAUUAAAUGUCUUGCUCCCACUUAUCUGGGCAGUUUCUCUUCCCCAGGAGCUGGUCUUCGUUCCAAGGGCCUCAAUCGUAUCGGCAACCUCGUCGUUCCCAACAGCAACUACUGCGCCUUUGAGGACUGGGUAGUUCCUAUUCUCGAUACUCUCGUUGCCGAACAAGAAGCGUCGAAGUCGACAGAAACACCUAUACAUUGGACACCAAGCAAAAUCAUUGCCCGCCUGGGCAAAGAAAUCAACGAUCCUUCAUCUAUAUACUACUGGGCCUGGAAGAACUCUAUUCCCGUCUUCUGCCCUGCCCUGACAGACGGCAGCCUCGGUGACAUGAUGUAUUUCCACACAUUCCGCUCCUCUCCUGACCAGCUACGAGUUGAUAUUGUCGAAGACGUGCGUGCUAUCAACACUUUGAGUGUUCGCGCCAAGAGGGCUGGCAUGAUCAUCCUCGGCGGUGGAGUGGUCAAGCACCAUAUUGCUAAUGCAUGCCUAAUGCGCAAUGGUGCUGAGAGUGCAGUGUAUAUCAACACCGGCCAAGAGUUUGACGGCAGCGAUGCAGGAGCUCGACCUGAUGAAGCUGUUAGCUGGGGCAAAAUCAAAGCUAACGCAGACAGCAUAAAGGUCUAUGCUGAAGCAACUGUUGUGUUUCCUCUCAUCGUGGCUGCUACAUUUGCUUCCCAGAAGAAGCAGGCUUAA